Messenger RNA from Micropterus salmoides (largemouth bass), 3926 nucleotides. RefSeq names its product ligand of numb-protein X 2b (gene lnx2b). The record is from RefSeq and is a predicted model, not a curated record. Bases 436 to 2523 code for a protein of 695 amino acids. Gene Ontology annotation, molecular function: protein binding; metal ion binding; ubiquitin-protein transferase activity. Lineage: Eukaryota; Metazoa; Chordata; Actinopteri; Centrarchiformes; Centrarchidae. The transcript is spliced from 10 exons.
CGCACAACUGUGUGAUCGAAACUGGGAGUCGCCAGCCUUCCCCUGAAGGUUGAGCUACACCUGGGACAGCGGGCUGUGGUAAUUCAACCACAGCAAUGCGGUAAAAAGAAAAUGUCAGAAAACCUCGGCGGUGUGGCUGCUGUCCAGUCUUCAGGCUGUCUUAUAUUAAAGUCGUUAUCCACUGAGUUCACAGUGGUCUCUUUGUUUAAGCUAGCGACACGUUAGCUGCUGCUUCCGGAAAACAACCUUCACACAGAAAAUCCAAAUGAAGACAUGGAGAUAACAUUUUUGACUCUUUGGAUCAUUGUUUCACUGUCACAGUUUGAAUGGAUUCUGCAUAGACUUAUGAAAUAUACCAAACCCAGUUUUUAAGGAGAUAAGAGGACACAGAUAUUUUCCCGAGACACAGACUUUUGGACUGACCUCACUAAGCUAAUGGCUACAACAGAAAUCAAAGUUCCUGGCAGCAGUAGCGCAGCAGGUCUGUCGUGGGCGCGGGUAUGUAAGGAGUGUGGCCAGCAGCAUGAUGGCCUGGAAAGCCACCUGUACGAGUACCAGGAUGAGGUGGACGAUGAACUGGUUUGCCACAUCUGUCUGCAGCCCCUCCUCAGACCUAUGGACACCCCUUGUGGCCACACCUAUUGCUUCCACUGUCUGAGCAACUUCUUGAAAGAGCAGGACUUCUGCCCUGUGGACCGCCAGCGGCUGCAGUUAAACCAAUGCCGCCCCUCCAGUCUGCUGGUCAGGAACCUGCUGGACAAGCUGAAUGUGAUGUGCCCCCACAAUGAGUGUCAGCAGCAGAUGCAACGCUGUGAACUGCAGCCUCACCUGCACAACAGAUGUCCUGUUUUUCGAAGACUGCGGGAGGAAGCAGAGAAGAGGAAGAGGCCCUCGUGGAAUGAGCUAAAGGGACGUAAGAGUGACGGAGAGUUGUCUGGUGAAGCUAAACAUUCAGUAACUGUGUGCCGAAAUCCACCCCGAGAUCAGCCUGAGCCUGGGCUGAUUAACCCUGCCUAUGAAGAAAGUGAGGAUGACAACACCCCCCUGCGGUCCAGUCUUGUGGCCGAGGCCAAUGUGGUGGAGCUGUUCAGAGAGGAGACGGAUGAGGAGCUGGGCCUUCGCAUCGUGGGGGGGAAAGACACACCACUGGGGAACAUAGUCAUCCAGGAGAUUGUCAGGGACUCGCUAGCAGCUCGCGAUGGCAGACUUGCUCCAGGGGACCAUAUCUUAGAGGUGAAUGAUGUCAGUUUGGCUUCAGUCCCCCAUGCCCGGGCCAUCGCAGUGCUGCGUCAGCGUUCCCUCCUCAGGAUCACUGUUAUGCAGGAGAAAGGUUUCAAAUCGAGGGAUCAACGGUCUGAUCAUCACCCUUCCUCUGGCACCACUUCCACUGCCUCCCAGCCCUCUCACAGUCCCCAUGGCAACUCUACCUCCAAUCACAGCCCCGGUUCAGUCCUCCAGGUGACGCUAAUGAAGAGUCAGCGCAGCGAACCACUCGGCAUCAAACUCAUCCGCAAAUCGGAUGAGAGUGGGGUUUUCAUCCUGGACCUGCUUUCUGGUGGCUUGGCAGCCAGAGAUGGAAAACUGAAGAACAAUGACAAGGUGUUGGCCAUAAAUGGACAUGACCUGAGGCAUGGUACACCUGAGAGCGCUGCCCUAAUCAUACAGGGGAGUGAGGCGCGUGUGAACUUCGUGGUGAUGAGACCUGCAGAGACUCAGGAGGACGGCGGCGGCAGCAGAGAGGGACCUCACAGCAGAGCAGCCAGGAGGGCUGAGCCGCAGUACUUUAGGCGCCAGUCCACCUACAUGAAGGAUCCUCCAGGAGGGUUUUCCAGUCAGGAGAAGAAUGUGAGCCUAAAGAAGGAGCCUCGGCUUUCCCUGGGCAUCACCAUUGCCGGGGGGAGGGACUGUCGCAGCCGCCUGCCUGUUUACAUCACAAGUGUGCAGCCUGUCGGCUGUCUGCACCGAGAUGGCACCAUUAAAAAGGGCGACGUUCUGCUGAGCAUCAACAGUGUUGAUCUGACCCAGUUGACCUACAACGAGGCAGUUUCUGUGCUGAAGGCCCAGACAGCUCAGUCACAGGUGGUCCUCCGCGUCAUCCAGACCCUUUCAGAGGACUCAGAGGAAGACGCCGAGGCUGCAAACUUGGAAGAACUGGAACCUGUAGACGACACACGAGAUGACACCCUCAACUGGACACCGCUGUGGACUCGCUGGCUGGGAUUACCGAGUCACAUGCACUGGUGCCGGGACAUCGUCCUGCAGAAGACCAACAACGAGAGCUGGGGCUUCAGUAUUGUCGGGGGCUAUGAAGAGAGCCACGGCCAGCAGCCUUUCUUCAUCAAAACCAUUGUGCCUGGCACGCCGGCUCAUUUUGACGGACGCCUCAAGUGUGGUGAUGAGAUAGUGGCGGUAAACGGAGCCACAACAGUGGGGAUGAACAACUCUUCUCUCAUCCCCAUGCUGAAGCUGCAGAAGAAUAAAGUCACACUGACUGUGGUGUCCUGGCCUGGGAGUCUUGUGUAGCAAAACUCUCAUUCCCAUUUACUCACUUUUCUUUUAUCACCCUCUUAACUGUUCACAUGUACACACAGAUAUUUGCCCUGUUCUGCUGCAUUCUUGACUGGUCCACUCUCUCUCCCUUCCAUAUGUAACUCAUUGUUAGGUUACUUUCUUGUGUUUAGAUCAGUUAUGUAAUACAGAACAUGUGAGUACUUAAGAACCAUCAUGUGUACAAUGGAAAUUAUUUUCCUGAGCAUAGCCUCAGCAGGUACCUGUUUGUCCUCCCACACUCAAAGGACAGAUGAUUGCACAAAAUGGGUUUAAUCAGGGUGCAAAAAUGAUGACAAUCAGUGAAUUAUAUCCCAAGGACAAACUGGAAGGCGUUGCUUUUUUUUUUUAACACCUUUUUUAUCCUUUAAUCCUUUUCUGUAUACUUUCUGUAUUUUUUUUUUUUUACUUUCCUGUUAAAUCAUGUUCUCAUUUUGUAGUCACGACUUUAUUCAAGUGAUUCACAAACAGCGUCCAAAGAUGACAUGUAGUGCUUAAAAUAUAUGUAGACAGUUGUGAUGAAGAAUUAUAGAUGACUACAUGUUACAAAAUGGCUGGCGAGUGUGAUAUCAUCAAUUUUAUUUACCUUGCAUUUUCAAAACGUGCAAUAAAGUGACGUUAAGAAUAAAAUCUAUAGCUACACUGUGUUAUAAAUAGACACUUAACUUGACACUUUCAUGCUUGUGCAGACAGGAAGGUUCAGUUUAAAAGGGCUUAAAGAGUCUGGAAUAUUUGAGAUCCAGUCCUAUCUAAGCCAUAAAAGUAAUCAGUAAAAUCAUCACAGUCUUAACUGGAAACCUGCAUAGACCAUUUCAGUAGAAAUGCAUUGGUAGGAAACAGCUUGGGUCCAGGCAUUUCCUGUUAACUCUUGAUAUUAGCAAAUGUUGCAAAAGGAAAUAAGCUUGGACAAAUUUAUGUUAUUUAAAACUGUGAGCUGGAAUCUAGAAGCGAAUAAUUCCGUGAUGAUUGUUUGGUCUUAAACAAAGGUGUUCAUUUAUGUAUAAGAUAUUCAGCUUUUGAUUUAUUAAUUGAUUCAUGUCCAUUGACCAGACCAGUGCUUUGUAUUUAUUUUAAAACAAACAAGUGGCUCAUUGAAUUACUUUAAAAGCGGGUGCCCUGUAGACAUUGGAGGACAAACCAGAACAUCUUGCCUUAAACUUCCCCUAUACACAAUGUGUUUCUCCUCAUUAUUUCCCCUCGUUAUAAACUGUUCUCAAAGGAGAAUGGCCUUGUUCAACACAUUCACAGUGGCCUUUCUUGUAUCUUAAUUAACACAAGAUUUAUUGAAUACUAUAUAUAUACACAUACACACACUACCUACUGUGUGUGUAUUAGCCUGUCCACUGUUUCAUUAUGUUAAAUAAAACCAUAACAAAUCA